AUGGUCGUAACGGCAGCCGUGCUGACUGGGUUUCUGGAAAGUGACGAGAAUGGAGUGCGCAACUGGCAGGGCAUCAACCCGUCCACAAAUUCAGAGGGUGAUCCCGUCGAUGAUCUGCUCAGUGCCCUCCAGACUGGCGCCUCGGAGCAUUCUGUGCACCUCAUACUCGGCGCGCCGCUCUAUGCCACGAGUAUUGAUCACCCCUGGUUUGGCCAGAGUGUUAAUGACCUGACCUCCGUCUACAAGGACUUUUAUAUGUGGCAAAAGGCUGGCGUAAGUUCGCAAUGUCUUUAA
Messenger RNA from Dibothriocephalus latus, 294 nucleotides. The record is from the annotation of a GenBank genome assembly. NCBI's taxonomy places the organism in Eukaryota, Metazoa, Platyhelminthes, Cestoda, Diphyllobothriidea, Diphyllobothriidae.